AUGAAUGUGAUACAUAGUGGCCCUAUUCUCAGCCAGGACCAACAGCAUCUGCUUGAUUUGAACUUCACCCCAGACGAGAUUAAAGGUGUCAUGUGGAGCAUUCCAGAAGACAAAGCACCAGGUUUGGACGAUUUCAACAGUUGUUUUUACAAGGCUGCAUGGGAAAUUGUUGGAUCAGAUGUUGUAAAAGCAGUUCGGGACAUUUUUGCCAAUGCCACUCUUCUAAAAUCUUGGAAUACCACAGCUAUAACCCUUAUUCCAAAGGUUGCCACACCGAACACCCCAGGUGAAUAUUGUCCAAUCUCUUGUUGCAAUGUUAUCUAUAAGUGUAUCUCUAAGCUCAUAAGCAGGAAACUCCGACAUGUGCAACCAUCCAUUAUAAGCCCCAUGCAAGGAGCUUUUAUUGAAGGGAAAAGCAUUCUCCACAACAUCUUCCUAUAUCAGGAUAUAGUCAAGCACAAUGGUUGGAAGAACUGUUCCCCCAGUUUCCUCUUGAAGAUUGACCUCAGGAAAGCCUAUGAUACACUAGAUUAG
Molecule: messenger RNA, 534 nt
Organism: Amaranthus tricolor (Joseph's coat)
Lineage: Eukaryota; Viridiplantae; Streptophyta; Magnoliopsida; Caryophyllales; Amaranthaceae
Exons: 1
Coding region: 1-534 (177 amino acids)
Source: RefSeq, a predicted model, not a curated record